Endocarpon pusillum Z07020 is the source of this 348-nucleotide messenger RNA. RefSeq lists its product as uncharacterized. The coding region runs from base 1 to 348 and encodes 115 amino acids. Lineage: Eukaryota; Fungi; Ascomycota; Eurotiomycetes; Verrucariales; Verrucariaceae. The transcript is spliced from 2 exons. The record is from RefSeq and is a predicted model, not a curated record.
AUGUGGAUGAAGCAAGUUGGCUACAAGCCCCGUUCCAGUUCAAUGUCCUCAGCUACCAGCGAUACCGAGGCGAACAAGGUCUCCUCAAGCAACGAUAACCAACUCAGUGGAACUGUCAAACGUGGUGGAACAAGCGACACGCCCAGCUUUGCAACCAAUUCGAACCCUUCGAGCCCUACCAGCCCUACAGGUGCAGCUGGAAGAAGAAGGUCCUCGGCAGGCAAUUACGCUGGCCUAUCGGGCCUCAAGCGGAAUUCUCAAGAUGGAAAACUAGCCAGCUAUAUGGAGCAGAAGCCGGGCGGUGGUGGUGUGCUCAGCGGCUUGUGGGAGAACUUCACCAGAAAAUGA